Anopheles coustani is the source of this 3467-nucleotide messenger RNA. RefSeq names its product protein O-mannosyl-transferase TMTC2 (gene Tmtc2). The record is from RefSeq and is a predicted model, not a curated record. The transcript has 11 exons. Gene Ontology annotation, molecular function: mannosyltransferase activity; protein binding. Lineage: Eukaryota; Metazoa; Arthropoda; Insecta; Diptera; Culicidae. Bases 36 to 3467 code for a protein of 1143 amino acids. Gene Ontology annotation, biological process: protein O-linked glycosylation via mannose. Gene Ontology annotation, cellular component: endoplasmic reticulum membrane.
UGGUACAACGCAACAAGUCAAGCUUUCGUUGCAGCAUGGAUUACGUUAGUUUAGGCUGUUGCUCGCUGGCCUUCGUGCUGUACAUCAACACGCUGAACGCGGGAUUCGUCUACGAUGACAGGCGGGCGAUCCUCGGCAAUCCGGAUGUGCUCGGCUCGGGCAGCUGGUCGCAGAUGCUGCAGAACGACUUCUGGGGCACACCGCUGACGGACUCGGGCUCGCACGGCUCCUACCGUCCGCUGUGCGUGGCCAGCUUCAAGCUGAACUACCUGCUGGACGGCUUCAAGCCGUUCGGGUACCACCUGGUCAACGUGCUGCUGCACUCGCUGGCGACGGGGCUGGUGGUGAAGCUGGCCCGCCACAUCCUGCCGGCGGCCCGGUCGGGCGCGGCCGUCGCCGGCCUCCUCUUCGCCGCCCACCCCAUCCACACGGAGGCCGUGGCGGGCGUGGUCGGGCGGGCCGAUCUGACCGGCUGCAUCUUCUACCUGCUGACGCUGCUCGCCUACAUACGGCACGUCCGGUGGCGGCAGUGGGGCGACGGGCGGCAGUGGCUCGCCCUGGUCGCCACCCUGCUCCUCGCCGCGGCCGCCGUCCUCUGCAAGGAAACGGCCGUGACAGCUUUAGUGGUGUGCGCGAUUUAUGACAUCAUAAAGGGAUACGCCGGAUCCAGAGAUAAGCACCGUGCCCGCAGCAUCGGCGUUCUGGCGCUCGCGUUGGCCGUAAUUGUGCACUGCCGCCUCACGCUUCCCCGGCCCGCGACGCUCUUCUCCAGCGCGGACAACCCGACGGCCAAGAGUGGCUCCCUGUGGACCCGCUUCCUCACCUUCACCUACCUGCCGGUGGUCAACUUCCGGCUCCUGCUGCUGCCGGACGUGCUGAGCUUCGACUGGGGCAUGGACGCGAUCCCGCGCAUCAGCACCAUCUUCGACCGCAAGGUGGCGCUGGCCGGUUGUUUCUACGCCCUGCUCGGUUACGCCCUGUGGGCCAGUGGCCGUGCGUUGCGGCAACAAUCCCGGGCCAGCGCGUCGAGCGGUGGUGGUGGUGGUGUUGGGAAAGGCAGUGGGACGUUGCUCACCAGCACGAGCAGCUUCAAUCGGAAGCUGGCCAGCAAACUCACCCUGCACCGACUGCGAGCGGAGGGCCCGGCGGUGCUGGCGACGGGCGAGCCGGACGGGGCGGCCUGUGCGCUCUGCAAGCACGACAUCGGGCUGCGGCACACCGUGCCCUGCCGGACGCUGCACAACAACAACGCCCUGUCGUCCAUCAUCUGCGGGUGUGCGUACGCGCCGGCAUGCAAAUAUUUAUCACUCUCGCCUUCGACACUGUCCAAUUAUUUCUGGCGCCCGGUCCCGGGUGGCGCGGCAGCAGGAGGGGCCACCGGUACCGGUACCAGUUCCUGCAAAGGCGGCAGCAACAAUAACAACGACAGUGCCAGCAUCAACUUCAACCAGGGCUUCCCGGGAACGAUGACGAAGAAGUUCGCCUGUCACUGGCCGCUCGCCGGCACUCCCCCGGGCGGCCAGGACAAGCAGCCGCCCCCGGACCCGUUCCCAUUUUCGUUGCUUCCCGACCCGUCCCUCUCCAUGUCCUCGUCCUGCUCAUCCACCUCCUCGUCGUCCUCCUCUUCCUCCUCCUCCUCCUCCUCGUCGACCUCCAGCUCUUGCGCCUCGUCGGUGCGAGGCGACAGUCCGGACGCUUCCACGGAUGAAAAUCUCUCACGCGGGACGCCGGAAAACUCGCCGUCGGCCGCCCUGCUGAUGUCGGUCGCGCUGCUGACGCUGCCCUUUCUUCCCGCCAGCAAUCUGCUGUUCUACGUGGGCUUCGUCGUGGCCGAGCGGAUCCUGUACCUGCCGAGCGUCGGCUUCUGCCUGCUGGUCGGGCUCGGCGUGAGCGGUCUGAUCGAUGGCCGUAUCGGGCCGCACCCGAGCCCCCGGCCCUCCUCGGGCUCCUCUGGCGGUGGCAAACAACAUUCGAUCCAUCGGAACCACGUCCGCCGGAACGCGUCCGGCGGCGGAGGUUCGUUGCGGAAGUGGUGGGCUACCGUGGUGCACGGUGUGGCGCGGGGUGUGUGCGUUGGUGAUUGUGGUGAGUGUGCCACUCGGGGCAGUGAAGUGGUUAGUGUCCACGAUAAUGCCGCCAGCGGCAAUCGUAUCAUCGUCAGUGAUAACGGUGCUAACGGUGCUUCCGGUGGUCGGUUUAGCAAACAUCGCCACCACAGAAUCGUCAGCACGGGCGGUAGUGAGGGUGGUGGUGCUUCGGGAAAAACACGCCCGACGGUGGCCGGCCGCGGUGGUCAGCGUAAUCGGAGCGCCAAAGCCGCCAACCGUCGGCGGCAGCUUGUGCUGGUGUGCGUCGGAAUUCUGCUGGUGGCGUUCAGUGCGAAAACGGUGCACCGCAAUCGUGACUGGGCGGACGAGGAAAGCCUUUUCCGCAGCGCGAUUGCCGUCAAUCCGCCGAAAGCCCUCGGAAAUUUAGGAAGUGUCCUUAGUGCGCAGGGCCGCUAUCAGGAAGCCAAGGAGGCCCUGAAGGCAGCACUCAGCCAUCGCCCCAACAUGGCGGAUGUACAUUAUAAUCUAGGAAUUUUGCUACAAAACCAGCAAGAUUACAACGAGGCUGUGGAGAGCUUUCGCAAAGCGAUACGCUUUCGUCCAUCGCUGGCACUCGCCUAUCUGAACCUAGGGACCUCACUGAUAGCGCUGGGUCGGUGCCAGGAAGCGGCCAGCGUGCUGCGGGAAGGCUCGAAGCUGGACGGCACCGGGCUUCGGGACCGGGCAGCCCACGAGAACGCCCGCAUCGGUGCACUGCUGCAGCUCGGCAAUCUGUAUGCCGAUCAGGGAAAGCUGCAACGUGCCCUCGCGGUCUACCGGGAGGCGCUGCACACACUGCCGGAACGAUAUCCGCCCCAGGGUAUCUACCAUCGACUGGGUGACGUCUUCGCCCGACUCAACCAGUGGACCGAAGCGGAACGGUUUCAACGGGCGGCCCUCGAGGCCCAGCCGGAUCACAUAGCGGCCCACCUGUCGUACGGCACGAUGCUGGCGCGAAAUGGCAGCAGAACCUCCGAAGCGGAGCAGUGGUUCCGGAGGGCCCUCCGGUUGGCACCGGACGACGCCAGCGUACACCAUCAUUACGCUGAGUUCCUGUCAGCCCAGCGCCGGCCGGAGGAAGCGUUCCAGUAUCGGGUGCGGGCGGCCGAGCUGGCCCCGGAGGAUUACGCCCUGGUGGUGGCGGCAGCCUCAAGCCUCCGGUUGCACGACCGCAAGCUCGAAGCAGAACGAUGGUAUCGUCAGGCUGUGAAAUUGCGGCCACAGGAAGCCCGAGCUCACACCAACCUCGGUGCGAUCCUGCACCUCUUGGGACGGUCACAGGAAGCGGCCAGCAGCUACCGGGAGGCACUACGGCUGCAGCCGGACGAUCUGACCACCCUCUCCAAUCUGGCCAAGCUGGGCGUACCGGCGAUAUCCUGA